This is a messenger RNA of Aspergillus ruber CBS 135680, 2512 nucleotides long. Its product is annotated as putative cytokinesis regulator (Byr4). NCBI's taxonomy places the organism in Eukaryota, Fungi, Ascomycota, Eurotiomycetes, Eurotiales, Aspergillaceae. Gene Ontology annotation, cellular component: SIN/MEN two-component GAP complex; mitotic spindle pole body. The transcript is spliced from 2 exons. Gene Ontology annotation, molecular function: GTPase activator activity. The record is from RefSeq and is a predicted model, not a curated record. The annotation marks the transcript as partial. Gene Ontology annotation, biological process: regulation of Ras protein signal transduction; mitotic spindle orientation checkpoint signaling.
CUUCCAUUCAAACCUCAAACAAGAGUCGCGACUGCAGAGGUUUCGCCAUAUGUCUCUCCCCUGGUAGCAAAUCCCAUCUUCUAUCUUUUCUUCACUCGCAGGCGAGUUCGGAAUGACGUUCCACUCUGCUCCGCAACCCACCGGACAGUCUCAAUAAACAAACAUCACUUUUCAUUCCUUCCUUUUUUUUUCCCUUUUUUUAUUAUUUUCUUCCCUUCCUCGCGCGUACUCUUCAGGUUUCCCAUGCCCAACAAUUCCUAGACCAUGGAACCGUUGACCCUUCAGUUACGGCAGGAUGACGAAAAGACAAUUGAAUGCUGGGACGACGAUAGUGAUCUACAAUGCCAUGAAGAUAUACAAUUCCGUGCUGCGUCUAGCGCUACAUCCGUGACGAGUUGUUCGAUUCGCCGAUCGGGACAUCGGGAUUCAAUUUCAUCUCGUCGCUCUGCUAGAUCCGAUCUUGAAUCCAACACCGGCGGCGAUGAGGACUGGCAAGUACAAUUACUCGAAAACGAUGAUUAUGCGACCGACGAUGCUAUCGCGUCUGCUCAAAGCGCCGGGAUCCCAUUGCCUGCGAAUGUGCCCAAGUCGGCCCUGACAGGGGGCACAAUCAAGCGCCUGGGACGAAAGAAGCCAAGAAAGAACUUCGCAGAUGAUUGGUCUGAAGACGUCGAGUUCCCAGGCCCGGAAUGUACAUUGAAAUUGAAAGAUCCCAAAGAACGAAAUUUCCCUGAAAUUCUUCGGCAAAUCAAUUCUACCUCAACGAGUCCUGUGAAGCGUUCGACUCCGUUCUCAUGGGAUAAUGAUACAUCAGACCGCCUGCAUUCUGCGUUGGCGGGGUUGGCUCGGGAUGAUGACGAUGUUGCUGAUCUUCAGAAUGUGCCUACUAUCAAACUCCCAAAACCCCGGACACGUCAACAAGCAACGCCCGUCAAUAACGAUACCUACGAAGCUGAAAACGAAGUGGAAAGUCUUGAUAAUGAUUUCGAGCUGCCCCCCGAAGAUCUUCCACUUAGGCGAAGGGUCAACGCAAACAGUUCAAGUCAAUUCCCAGAAGACCUCGAUCUAGACUGGUUUGAAGGGAGUAUCGGUGUUCGACUCGGUGGUACGGCGCGGGAUCGGCGAUCCAACCCUAGCUCAUCAGUGUCGAUUGCUAGCCCGAGUUUGUCGAGUUGCUUGACCGGCGAGAGUGAAGAUGAUAAUCUUGAUGGGCUCGUUAUCCCUGACCAACCUCUGGACCUACAGACAUCCCUAAGGAAGCUACAGGAUCCACCUACAACUGCCCAGCCACAUUCAGGAUGCAUCCAGGAUGGACAGGAAUCGGCGGAGGUGGACGAUUUCUUCUCCGGUAUCGAAAUCGAAGGCGGCGAUAUUUUCACAGCAAACGUGUCGCUCAACCCAAAUGUAAAAUGCAAGGCGGAAUGCCCGGAAAACCCGACACGUCGUUCGGCGACUACGAUUCGGUUCACGAAUACACCCGCAUCUCCCAAGACUCGGAUCCCCCGUCUCUCAGGUCAUGAUCGCCCCCACUCAACUUUUCUUGAAACCGUGUCGGAAAGUGGAGCACCCCUUUCCAAUUUCUGGCGUUCACAAAAAUCUCGGUUCGGUGGCCAUUCAUCGCACUCUUCUCUGUCCAGUUUGCCUGCGCCUAGUUCAAUGUCGACAUCUCCGACUCCCCAGCCCGCUGGUCGACGGCUGGUUGGGACGCGUGUCUCGAAGGAUUCCUUGUUGGCUGCGCAUGCUCCUGCCGGAAAGCAAUCACUGCAAUCCUUGAAGGCAAAGCGAUCCAUGCCGGCCAUGCGCGGCAUGUAUCAGAAUGCUAUGGUAUCCCAAGCGCCAUUCAUCCCGGCAGGUGCUUCAGAAAACCAAUCGCAUCACGUCACCGUCAAAAGCUACCGUCAUGCACGUAGCCCGAGUGAUGUACUUUAUUCACGGGGGUCUGUAUCGCGACUUGCACGGCUGAAUCACACUGGUGCUGUUGGCAACAACGGUUCUAGCGAUGCUGACUCAGAAACAAAUGCUGCUAAACGUACCGUCACUAAGCCAGUUCGUCGGCGGAACUUUGGCAACGGAACGGAACUGGAGUUGUUUGAUGAUUUGCCCACGUCUUCCUCGACCGAAAGCAAAUUUGUCAAGCAUGCCAGCGGGCGUGGCGCCCCAAGGUUCCUCCGAAGCAGGUUGAGUCAGAGUCAAAAUAUGGUACCUCAGGGGGAGACACCACAAUCAUCUGCACUCGUUACUUCACUGAAGACCCCUGGCUCCACACCGCAUUUCGCACGGGAUACGAAUGCCUCCAGGAAUGCAAGAGAACAACGCAUUGCCUCCGUGAAUAUGAAGGAUCGAGAAGCCAACUCAUUCCCGUCACUAGGUGCGAAUCGGAAGGCUCAAAGCACGUCGCGUGUCUCUUCCAAUAGCUCAGCGGCAUUAAGAAACAAGAAGAGAAGAUCUGUGGUGCCUGGAAAUAAGCCCCAUUUAAUUAAACCGAUGGGCGUGGGCGUUCAGGGGGCUAAAU